Molecule: messenger RNA, 2175 nt
Organism: Lachancea mirantina
Lineage: Eukaryota; Fungi; Ascomycota; Saccharomycetes; Saccharomycetales; Saccharomycetaceae
Source: the annotation of a GenBank genome assembly
AUGGAAGUCGAUUUGACGGAAACUGAUCGAGUGCUUGUUCAAUUCGCAAAAAGCUUGGAAGAUUUCAAAAUCCGGGCUUUACGCGACCCAUCAACGGACAUUUUAAGUGUUGCAGCAGAUUAUAGAUCUUUGGCAGGUCAAGCCGCAUUGACAUUGGUAGAAAAGUCAUCAGUACAUGAUAAAGAACAAUUUGAAAACUGGGAACUUGAAGCUAAACUUUGGCAUUUAGUUGAUCUGCUUUUCAGAUACCGAGUAGCCGAUAUAAAUGUCGAUGAAGUGGUACCACACGCUUACAGCUCUAAUGCAGUUUUCAAAAAAAAGUUUUUGCUAGAAAAUCGGCCUCUUUAUGAGAUAUGGAUCAUAAUUGCUUGGAUCCGAGCCAAUAUGGUUUCACCAGAAAGACCCGAGGGAAUGCCGUCUUCACAAUGGUCAAAUACGGUCAUGUCCGGCGGAUUAAUGAGUUUUGACCUCGAUUAUCCUCUCCGGGACCCCAAUGCACAAAUAAGCCCGGAGGACAGGAAAUCAGGAACCAUUUUCCAUCGAUUCGUCUAUGAACUGCUAUUGAAAGGUGAAUUUGACGAAGUGCGGAAAGAAUGCGAAAAUGCUGAAAACAUGACUUUGGGAAUGAUCAUAUGCGGCCUGGAAGAUUACAUCAAUCCAACCGUAGACGUGGAGUUAGACGAAAAAGUGCAGGUACAAGAAGGUAUCAACAAGAAAGCCCUUUGGAGGAGAGCCGUUUACGCAUUAGCGCAAAAUCCUGGAUUGGACAUUUACGAAAGGGCCAUUUAUUUCUUCUUGGCGGGUGUCAACUGUUCGGAAUUGAGGUUGACUGAUACCACAUGGGAAAGCGAUUUUUUAACAUAUCUCAAUGAAAUAUGGGAAAUCAACAUUGAGAACUUUUUAAUAGAAGAAGGCCGCAUUGAUUCAAAGGAUUUGAUCAUACCAAUGCCGUCAGAUCCUAUAACGUUACAGAAUGCCCUCGAUUUAAUCUCUUCGAAACAUCCGUUAGCGGGUCAACACCCAAUCAGAGUUUUGAUUGGUUCAGUCAUCUUGAACAAUCUUCCUUCUGUGAUUAGCUCAUCAACGGAAAUGCUUGUAAACAUUGUUCAAGGCGAAGAAUCUAGUAACGACCUUUUUCAAGAGCCAUACCUCCUGAGGGUUGUGGUCCAUUUAGUAAUAGUAACAGACGUUCUGUUUCCAGGGUUAGUGGACGCUGACGACAAAUCAAGGCUUCUUACUGCGUACGUCUCCAUCCUUUCAUUCCACAGGCUUUAUGAUGCGGUUCCGGUCUACAUCAGUUUUCUAAACAGCUCAGAUGUCCUUGAUGCGUACUCCUACUUCCUUUCGAACCUGAUAGAUCCUGCCGUCAGGCAAAGGCAGCUUGAUCUAAGUAAAUCGCUGCAUUUGCCCACAGCUAAUAUUCUCAAAAGAACGGCUCAGAGAAUUUUCGAUGAUACUGAAAAAGAUUACAUCCCAACGGCAUCAAUUAAAAUAGAAGAUGAAUUAACUGACGCCGACCGAAAGUUAAUUAUGGCGUCUGCGUGGCUUUUUCUAGGGGAUUUGCAAUCAGACGGUAUUGAUUCACUUAUUGCGACGUCUCGACGUUUUCUGAUCAAUGGUAAGGUAAAAGCUAUCGAAGUGAUGUAUCAAGAGGUAGAUUUGAGCAAAAUCAUAAACAGAGCUGGGAUAGACACCUUGAUCAAUGAUAAGGGCGCUGAGAAUAACCGCGUCGUCCAGGAGCUCCAAAAUUAUGAGGCCUUAACUCGUGCUCUCCAAGAAUAUCAAGGCUGGAAAAGUUUAUUGAGCGAUCAGAAAGAGCGAGCUAAUGUCACGACUCAUGUGCGAACGCUCAAAAAUCUUUCGGCCACCUUUUACAAACUCGCACGUCAUUUCUUGGUGGAGCUUACCGAAAGCGAUAUUGUACCAGACAAGGAUGUAUUAUACGAAAUUCGCGCUCUAUACACACCAUAUCUGCUGUUAGAACUACACGGUGCGCUGGUGACGGCAUCAAAAAUUCUCAACAUUCAGAGCUUUAUCACCGAGGCCCUUUCGUUGACUAAGUUUGUGGCGAACGAAACAGAUCGCAUAUAUUUACUGUUUCAGUCUAGUGGCAGGCUAGAAGAAUACUUGCAAUUGGUGGCGAGGACGGCGAGCAUGGUAAAGAAUACGAGGUAA